Messenger RNA from Hypomesus transpacificus, 998 nucleotides. RefSeq names its product crystallin, beta B1, like 3 (gene crybb1l3). Gene Ontology annotation, molecular function: structural constituent of eye lens. Gene Ontology annotation, biological process: visual perception; lens development in camera-type eye. The coding region runs from base 20 to 670 and encodes 216 amino acids. Lineage: Eukaryota; Metazoa; Chordata; Actinopteri; Osmeriformes; Osmeridae. The record is from RefSeq and is a predicted model, not a curated record. The transcript is spliced from 6 exons.
UGAACUAAGGACUUUCAAUAUGGGGGCAAAGGACUCUAGCAUGUCUCACACUGGAGUCCAGGGCAGCAUUGGCAGCCACCCAGGCAUGGGAAUAAACAGGCACAAAAUGUACCUCUUUGAGUUUGAGAACUUCCAGGGCCGUAGAAUGGAGCUGAACGGAGAGUGUCGUAACCUGAGUGAGAAGGGUUUCGAAAGGAUUGGCUCCAUCAGGGUGGAGUGUGGACCUUGGGUGGGCUAUGAGCAGCAGAAUAUGUCUGGGGAGAUGUUCAUGAUGGAGAAGGGAGAGUACCCUCGCUGGGACACCUGGUCCAACAGCUACAGGUGUGACAGUUUCAUGUCGGUUAGGCCGGUCCGCAUGGACCCCCAGGACCACAAGAUCUGCCUCUUUGAGUGCAUGAACUUUGAGGGCCGCAAGAUGGAGGUGUGUGACGAGGACAUUCCUAGCCUGUGGUCCUACGGCUUCCAGGACCAUGUGGGCAGCAUCCAGGUCACUGGUGGAACGUGGGUGGGUUACCAAUACCCCGGUUACAGAGGUUUCCAGUACGUGUUUGAGAUGGGACCCUUCAAGCACUGGAAUGAGUGGGGCGCCCACCAUCCCCAGAUCCAGUCAAUCCGCAGGGUCAGGGACAUGCAGACACAUCGCAGGGGCUGCUUUGAGAUGACCGCCUAGAGAGGGGCACUAGGCAGGCAACCGUCAGCUAUAGCUGGUGUAUGUUGGGUGGGGCUGGUCCUGGAGCUUACCACCUUUUCCAGCUUCAUCGGUAGCCACUUAGCCAGACAAUGCUAUUGGAUAAUGAAAUCUUUUGCUCCAUCUCUAUAACUUUUACUGGUAAAAUUAAGUCAUGUGCUUAUGAGCCUUCAUCCACCAACAUUGAAUACACUACACUGCCUAUUGUAUGGGCUGCCUUCCUCAAUGCCUGAAUGAUACCUGUCAAAGUGAUAGCCAUGCUGUCCUGAAACCUGGUAAACCUACGGUACAGUUGCAUUAUGGUAUUCAU